Amaranthus tricolor (Joseph's coat) is the source of this 2835-nucleotide messenger RNA. Its product is annotated as WEB family protein At1g12150-like. The transcript is spliced from 3 exons. NCBI's taxonomy places the organism in Eukaryota, Viridiplantae, Streptophyta, Magnoliopsida, Caryophyllales, Amaranthaceae. Bases 289 to 2088 code for a protein of 599 amino acids. The record is from RefSeq and is a predicted model, not a curated record.
CCUAAUUUGAGUGGCUCCCAUUUCUCUUCUCUUAUUUUCUCCAAAGCAUCCUAUCCUAUUGUACUCCAAAUUUGCUCUCUAAUCUCUUUCUCUUUUGCGUUUUCUUUUUAUUUUAUCAUCCUAAUUUCUAAUUACUUGCUAUUCAAAAUGUUUAUAGUAGCCAUUCAUGGAAUGAUGGAAGUGCAUGAUCACAAUAUUAUUGAGUAAUAUAUAUUUUCCUCUCCUAUAACCAUUUCAGUGCCAUAGAUUGAUAGAUCUAUACAAACACAAGGAGUGCAUUGUGCUACCAUGGUGAAUAUAGUACGAACACAUACUCGGAGAAAUUCCAUGGGAGGUCCUCCGUCUCCUAGGACAGUCGAAGUAGGAGAGAUCGAUACCAAAGCACCCUUUCAAUCUGUCAAAGCCGCGUUAAGUCUCUUUGGCGUACCAUCUUCGUCACCUCCUAGCACCAAACCCGUUUAUACCAAGAAGCCGAAGCCUCAAGCUCAGGAGGUUUUAGACAAUGAGGCGCAGUUUCACUUGGCCUUAAACGAGCUAAAUAAGUUGAAGGAACAACUAAGAGGCGCUGAAUUGAAAAAAAACCAAACAAUUCCUGAACUAGACAGGGCUCAAAGGACUCUCGAAGAUCUCCAAGAAAAACUUAAAACUGUCAAUGAGUCUAAACAGAACAUACUAGAAACUUCUAAAACGCUAAAGGAAAGGGCUCGGAAGCUUGAAGAAGCAGUUUUGUUAAGCGAUAUUAAUGCACAAGAGGUCAUCGAUAUUGUAAAGGCGGAUGUGGAUAACACCAAGGAAGAGUAUACGGCUGUUAUAUUGGAGCUUGAUUCGGCUAAACAACAGCUUAGUAAUGUGCAUAGGGAAUACGAAGCGACUUUGGAAGCUAAAGCUGCUGCUUUACGCUUAUCGCAAGAAGCCGAUGCAGCAGUAGACGCCCAUCGUUUGAGAGUCGGUAGCCUCACUAAGCAGAUUGCUACGAUGCAGGACACGUUAGCCAGUGUAAAAGCUUCUUCUAAAAACGCGGAGGAAGAUCACCAUAAGGGUAUAAGUCAAAGAAACGAGGAGAUUUCUUCUCGUAGACUUGCCAAGCAAGAGAUGCAAUAUAAAAUGCUCGGUUUACAGGAUGAAUAUCGGUCUCUUCUAGCCGAUGAUUUGCAGGCUAAACUUGUGGAAACGAAUGCUGAGAUUUUAUGUCUUAAAGAAAAAGUGUCGAAUGCCAAAGAUGUUUAUGUAGAAUCUCGAAAAACGAUGAAUUAUGAGCUCGAGGAAGCUAAGAAAUCGUUUGAUAAGGUUGCAUACGAGAAGUUGUCGCUACAAAGAUUAUUAGAAUCGUUGAAGCGAGAGCUAGAACAUGUCGGAAAGGAGUUAUUGGAGCAGAAACUUAAAAUAGAGGAAUCCGAGACUCUAGCCAAUAGACUGAAAGCCGAAUUAGAUGAUGAGAAGAAUGUGCUUGAAGCGGGUCUUAUAAAUAAAACUAGUGCAGCAGAUGUAUCGGAUGAUAUGGCUGUAACGAUUGAACAACUGAAUUUGGAGACGGAGAAAUUAGGGCAAGAAGCCGAACAGAUUAAGAAGAGAAUACGAGAAGAGGAACAACAAACACAAAUAACUAAAGAAAGGAUGGUUGAUAUGGAAACGAAGUUGUCGAGUGUCCUAAAAGAAGUGGAAGAGGCUAGAGCAGCCAACAGAGCUGCACAGGACGAGAUUAAAGUGCUUUCUGACAGAACCGAGGGUGCUACAGAUCGGGAAUCUACACCCGAAAGUAAUAGUGGGAAGAUUAAGGUUUCAACCGAAGAGUACAACUCGUUGAUAGAGAAAGUUGAUGAGUCGGAAAAGUUGGCUGAUAUAAAAGUAACAGCGAACAUAGCUCAGGUAGAAGCUUUGGUUGCGAGCCAAAAGGAAGCAGCUCGAAAGUAUGAGGCCAUUUCGAAAGAGAUUGAAGAAGUAAAGAUGAAAGAAGAGGAAGCUCUUAAGGUUGCGGAAAUGGCUGAGGCUGCAAAGAGUGCGUUGGAAGCUGAAUUGCAACGGAUGUAUCAAGAAGAACGAAUCAAUCAGACGCCUCAAGUUGAGUCGAAUGCUGAGAGCAUUGCGUAGCAACCUGAUCUAUCGUAGGAAUUUUCGAUGGUUGAUUGUCGAUUUCAUGCUCGAACACAGGCUAUGAUAUGCUAGAAUAUUGUCCUAGUCUAACCGGCGAAUCUAGAAUAAAAUCAAAUGAUAUCAAUUGGGUUUAUAUAGAAGUAGAAUGUCUUAGUCUGACGGGGUCAUAUAGCACAUCUUUAACCAACUUAACCAAUACAUAUAUAAAUAUUUCUAAGUAUAUGAUUUUAUAUAGAAGUAGAAUGCUGUCAGUUGACAUAAUUGAUUGAAUGACCUUGGAUCCAUCUAUGGUCCUAGAUAUGGUUUGCUCAUUGUUAUACUAGAAUGUUAGAGUCUAAUGACAAUUUAGUUUAUGCUUGGGGAAUGAAAAUUUUUCCUUUUGUAAUUCAAAUUUAAACUCCAUUGGUAUAACUAGAGCAAAAUUGCGUUGUUUUCCGUAGCUUCUGGGAUUAUUGUCCCUUAGCCGAUUCAAUUGACUUGUUUGACCAACUCACAGCAUUAACUUUUGUUUAGCGGUAAAACCAAAUAGAUGAUAUAAAUUGAUUCAACCAUGAAGCCACUAGUUAAUAAAUUGCUUAAAAGACAAUUUUAUAAUUUUUCCAAUUAAAAUUCUCGUUCUACUGUCAUCUCUUAGAAAACGAAGACAUAAAUUUAUUUUCUUAAAGUGUCAUUUAAAAUCUCAUCAUAACCUAUAAAUUUAAUAAUUUUCAUUCGCUCAAAACAAAACCUUAAAUAUUAGAUUAG